This is a messenger RNA of Fusarium mangiferae, 1668 nucleotides long. RefSeq lists its product as uncharacterized. NCBI's taxonomy places the organism in Eukaryota, Fungi, Ascomycota, Sordariomycetes, Hypocreales, Nectriaceae. Gene Ontology annotation, biological process: DNA-templated transcription. The record is from RefSeq and is a predicted model, not a curated record. The transcript has a single exon. Gene Ontology annotation, molecular function: zinc ion binding; DNA binding. The coding region runs from base 1 to 1668 and encodes 555 amino acids.
AUGCCAGUAGUCGACCUACCAGAUUUUCUCUCGUCUGUGGCUCGACGUGAUGCCAGCUCGCAAGUCAGCCUACUUCUCUUCCAGGCUAUCAUGUUUGCCGCCGUAGUCUACAUCGACUCCGACUACUGUACCGAGAGGGGGUACGAGAAUCGCAAGGCAAUGCGAAAAGAGUUCUUUGAGAAAGUUCGCCUUCUUUACCACUUUGAUGUAGAGCCCGAUCGUAUCGCUCGUCUACAAGCCCUUCUUCUAAUGACAUACUGGUACGAGAGGGCUGAUGACGAAAAGGACACUUGGCAUUGGACAGGAAUAGCCCUGUCGCAAAUUCAUGUCAUGGGCAUACAUCGGAGUCCCGAGCAGCUUAGCAUCAGCCCCAAGGCGAAGCGUGGACGUAAGAGAAUCUGGUGGUCUUGUUAUGUACGAGAUCGACUGCUAGCGCUGGGGAUUCGGAGACCCGCCCGGAUAAGACCUGAUACUUUCAACGUUCCCGACUUGACGAUGGAGGAUUUGGAAAUGGAACCCUUCGACGAUGCCGUUAUGAGUUUCUUUGGGAAGCCGCAGAUAACAGACUCUGCAACUCAAAGGGGUCUGAUGCUCUGCUUUCUCGAGCUGACAAAGCUCUGUGUGCAUAUUGGGGAUAUUCUGUUUAGCCAGUAUUCAGUCCUGAACAACGACAUCUCAAAGGCAGAUGAAAAGAUCACUAUGAUGGUUGUACCCAAGAAAUCCGCCCAGCAGAUGCAAGACAUGGAGAAGUGCGACCUCAAGUUGCGCGACUGGAUACAGAAUCUGGAAUCACCUUGUCGUUAUAAGGCGGGCCAGGUUCGCGAAACAGCCCCAGGUCGCUCAGCCUUGCAUCUGCACCAGGCUUUACUGUACAUGAUAUACCUCACUUCAGCGGCCAUUCUUCACCGCCCCCAGGCUCAACGGUUGGACGAAAGUUCUGGGGAUGAUAUAACCACCAGGAGAUCCGCUGACAAGAUUGCUGAUGCCGCUGGGGGUAUCACACAGGUUGUAUAUGACUUGCAUCAAAGAGACCAACUACGUUUCGCGUCUACCUCGGCGAUCCCUGCGCUUCUCUCUGCUAUACUGAUCCACCUCAACGACAUUGCCUCCUCGCGGCAAGAUGCUCGCUAUGCGUCCAUCGGCCAGUUCUAUCAGUGCUGGCAGGCUAUCCAGUCUCUCAGGGAUAUGUAUGCUUCUGCAGAUCACGUCAUAUGGUUUCUUGAAGCUGUCAUCCAAAGAACCAAUGUCAACAUCCCGAUGCUGAACCUGGCUCCUUUGAAUAACUCAAGACGACGAAAAAUUGUGAAAAGGAACCAGAAGGCGAGGAAAAGUGAUGAAGCGGCUGAGAAAGGUACUCAAGUCGCUAGAGCCGAGGAUCGAAUAGCUUUGGAUGCCUCAAACUCGCUUAUCACACCGGAGACCAUAGGAAGCGAACCUGUCGGUACGCAGUCCCUUGGAGAAAGCUCGACGGGAAUACGCAAGGAUGCCAGCAAUAUGGAGAGUCAAUGCUUCAUCGAUACCCUGAAUGAUCCAUGGACUGACUUUGACGCCGAGGCAAACCUUUUGCAAGCGUUAGUACACUUUGACGCCGAUCCCAACUUCUUUCCCGUUUCCAGCAUCGGGCCACAGGAGAGAGAAAUAUUGCCCUUACAGAGUGCGUAUUAUUGA